AAUAAUUGCGAUAAUGAUGGCUUCACAUGGGUCAUUUAGAAGCAUCAUUUUACAUAUGUUACGAGCUUAAUGUGCAUCUUUCCAAUAAAAAAAUCCUUUUUACAACCCGUCGAGUUCGAUUCGCGUACAUAAACAAUGUCUGAGAAAAUGCAGAAGUUCUGAGUAACCUGAUGUACAUAUUUAUUACAGGAUGGUUUAUAAAUAGCGUUUCAACGAUGCAAGUGUUGUCUAACGUGAAACAUACCUAUAAAUACUGACACAAUUUGGGAGUCAUUUUCUGCACAGAUUUAAAUACUUUUGAAAAACAGAAUUGCUAGUUACCUCAAAAUCUAAAGUUCUUAUUUACCAGGAUGGAAUUUGACAAUUUAUCCUGCCUUGUCUUCGAAAUCCCAUUAUAAUGUCCAAAAUCGUGUCCCACAUGGGUUGUGACGACUUAAAAAAUCUACGCUUAAUUUCCCCUGAGUGGGAAAUUACCUCAAUCCAGUCUCGCUGAGAGAACUUGUCGCUUGUCAAUUUGUCCAAGACAUGGAAUUCUCCCCACUCUGAGACGCCACCACCAUGGUCAGGCUAUGCCGGUCACAUUUCUAAGAAUUACCCUCGGAACCAAUUCAGACCUUAACUUCGUCCAAAAGUUGAUCGGAUUCUUCCCACGACUGGAAACAUUAGAAAUCAUCCUGGCCGAAUUUAGUAUUGGACAAAACGCAGACAUUGUAGUUAAAUCAACACCAUCUGAAAAUCCGACUUUGCUAAAAUCGUUAAUCAUCCGUAUCGCUAAGGAGUCUAAAAUAGCCUUUGCUGAAAAGAAGAAUGAAAUUGUCAUGCUAUGUGAAAUUCUGGGAAUAAACGUGAUACAAAAUGUCGACAGAAUCUACCUUGAAGAUUCAGGCAGAUUACUUCCCUACAUGUUUUACCUCUACGAUUGGAAAAAGUUGACACGUGUCCACUUUCCCUACGCUUGUCAGGAAAUUCUGGAAAAAUUGACUUUACUUCCUUCUUCCUUAAAUGAGCUAAAACUCGACAAUAUUUCCAACUUAUACUGGUUGGAAAAAGUUAUGACCAGACAUAUGUCCUCCAUUGUUAUUUUGGACGUUAGUCUCUUCACCGAUGAUAUUACACACCCCGAACAGUCUGAAUUUCCGAAACUUUCCCGUCUGGAAAAAUUGUCUUACUCAAUUGGAAAACGAAACCCAAAUAGACCAUGGUGUGGUACAGGGAGGCGUAUGGGUAGGCUUAGGGGUGACUUUAGCUCACCACUGGAUCGUUUAGUGGGAUUAGAUCGUUUGAACAUGAGAGGAAUACUCCAAGCGGGUAGUGCAGCCUUCAAGGAAAAAUUUCCACGCCUAAGACACCUCGAACUGAAACAGCAUGGAUGCUACCUUAACCUUAGUAGACAAGAAAUUCUCUUCUCAAAUGUCGAUGAAAGCGAGGUACAGAUCGAUCAAAUUGAAGUGUUCAUCAUGCAAUUGCUCAAUUUCUAUAACCACGAGUUAGAUUCAUUGGAAUUGAAUCUUCUCAGCGAGAAAUUGAAAAUAAUUUUUCCGAAUGCAAAAAUACUUAGGAUAUGUAAAAAUAAUUUGACCUGUUAAAUUUUUAAAGUGCUAAUUUCUGGGAGUGAAGAUUAUUGCUCGUAUUAUUGUUGUAAGAAGAUUAUAAGGAAAUCCUGAAACUGUUUAACUAUAAAACCACUAGUUGCACCUUAUUGAUUAAAGAUUAGAAUUGAUCUUUUA
Molecule: messenger RNA, 1727 nt
Organism: Folsomia candida
Lineage: Eukaryota; Metazoa; Arthropoda; Collembola; Entomobryomorpha; Isotomidae
Exons: 5
Coding region: 570-1586 (338 amino acids)
Source: RefSeq, a predicted model, not a curated record